GACUGCUGUAAUCGCUAGCAAACAGUAGCUAUGGCGGAGACUCGGAAAUCCACUUCAGGGCUCCCUUCUCCAGGCGAUAUGACUUCACUGGCACGGGCUCUAUCUCACACUACUUUAUCCCAGCUCGACCAGUCGGAUGCAUUUCAAUCGCAGUCGUCUCUGUACAGAAUGGGAGCAUCUCGGAGGAGAAGAAUAUCAGCUAGUCAAAGCGUGGACUCUUUGGAUGUGAGUCCGAGCGCUGAGGCGCGUGUGCUGGUCAUCAACACCGGAGGGACAAUAGGAAUGAUGUACCACAAUGACGUGCUGUGUCCUGAGCCCAAUGCCCUGGUUAAAGCUCUCCGCAAGCUUCCCACUCUGCAUGAUGAACAAUAUGCUCUGCAAACCAGACUCUAUGAGUACUACGAUCCUCCGGAGAACACGCUGGUGCUGCCGAUGCCAACUCGACAUGCUGAUGAACUAUCUCAAUGCCUGUCCAAACAGAAUAAAAGAAUAGUGUAUACUGUUAUUGAGUAUUGUCCGCUGCUGGACUCCUGCAACAUGUCAACUGAUGACUGGGCCAGUAUUGGAAAAGACAUUGAGAAACAUUAUGAGAAAUAUGAUGGCUUUGUCAUUCUGCAUGGUACUGACACUAUGGCCUACACGGCCUCAGCUCUGUCCUUCAUGUGCGAGCACCUGGGCAAACCUGUCAUCCUCACUGGCUCUCAGGUACCGAUCUAUGAAAUGAGGAAUGAUGGGAGAGACAACCUGCUGGGGGCGCUGCUGAUCGCAGGGCAGUUUGUCAUCCCUGAGGUGUGCCUCUACUUCCAUCAUAAGCUGUUUCGAGGUAAUCGUGUUACCAAAGUGGAUGCUGGGAGUUUUGAUGCCUUUAACUCCCCUAACCUGGCCCCAUUAGCCAACGCUGAAGUUGAUAUCAAAAUAAAUUGGGACACAGUGUGGAGGGCAAACACAACAGCAAAGUUCAGGGUCAACACACAGAUGAACCGCAACGUCGGCCUCCUGCGUUUAUUUCCUGGGAUCACUGCUGACACUGUUCGAGCCUUCCUGCAGCCGCCCAUGGAGGGGAUAGUGCUGGAGACCUAUGGCAGCGGUAAUGCCCCUGAUAACCGUUCAGACCUGCUGGAAGAGUUCCGGAAAGCUACGGAAAGAGGAGUUAUCAUAGUCAACUGCACCCAGUGUCUCCGAGGCUCUGUCACCACAUCAUAUGCCACUGGGAAGGCCCUGUUUGAUGCUGGAUUGGUACCUGGGGGUGAUAUGACUCCAGAAGCUGCUCUGUCCAAACUCUCCUACAUCCUGGCCAGGAAAGACCUAACGACUCAAGAGAAAAAGAAGAUGUUGAGCCGAAAUCUGCGUGGUGAGAUGAUCGCUCACUUGAAGGGGGCCAAGCUGACGCUCAGUGACAGUCGCUUCAUUCAAGUCAUUGCUAAAUCUCUCAGCAUCAGCUGCAAAGAGGAGCUGGAAGCUAUCCGUGAUGCCCUGACCCCCACAUUAGCCUGCGCUGCUGCUAAGAUUGGCGAUGUUGAGGCACUGGAGGCAAUUAAAGAGAUGGGAGCAAACUUGAGCAUGGAAGACUACGAUGGCCGGACUCCUCUCCAUAUCGCAGCCUGUGAGGGUCACCUCAAAUUAGUGCAGUAUUUAUUGAGCCAGGGAGCCACCGUAUAUGCCAAAGAUCGCUAUGGGAACACACCUCUUCGAAAUGCUGUUCGUUUCAGACACAAGGACGUGGUGAAGUUACUGAGAAAAACAGGAGCCCAUUUUUCUCCUGAAGAAAUAGAAGGUGCUGGAACUGAGCUUUGCAGUCUGGCAGCAAACGCAGACUUGGAAGGCUUGGAGAUUUGGCACUUAGCUGGAGCCGAUCUGACUAUGCCAAGUUAUAAUGGGCAAAUAGCCAUAGAGGUGGCCAUGCAGUUUGGAAAUGAGGAAGCUGUGCAGUUUCUUCAACGAGCUGCUCAGUACCGAGCUCAGCAUCAGACAGAUGAGGGUUUUGAGGUUUUUGAUGAAAUCGAGGAGCACAACAUGCAACGUUUUAGAGGGAAACAGAUCACCCACCCCUUCUUUUAGUGCCUGGUUUGUUAUUUUGCCGUACUGAAAUGUCGGAGGCUGUAAUAUGAGCAGCUAACAUGAACGCGUUUUGGUUUCAGCUAAUUAAUCAUUCUUCUUUAAAUAAAUUGUUCUGUAAAUAAAAGCUUCAACUAUUCUAACCUUAGUUUAUCCAAAGUUUCAGCCAAAUGCUUGGGAUGCAUAUUCUGACCUCUGUGUCACUCCACUCGCAUUUUUUUAAAUUGUGACCCUAUCAAUUGUUGCUAAUUUGCUUAUUAUAUUUCAACGUUGCCAAUUAAAAGGGUAUGAGGAUGUAAUUUUUUUCCCAGCAACUACGGGUAAAUGAGGUCUAUUGUUUAAAACUGUUCUAAUUAAAUGAUAUGAUCUGGAGGUAACUAACCAAAAUGCAAAAUUAAUAUAUUAAUCUUAAUUUUCGUUUUGUAUGUAAAAUAUAUUUCAUGUUUUAUAUUUAGAAGCUGGAACCUUCAUGAUUUCUUCUUUUCUUUGGUCAUUUUUCCAGAAUGGUGAUUUCAUCGAGUUUUCAGCUUGUCCACAGAAAUCCUAAGAAGACAAUCCCAUCAGCAUCCUUCCCUUUUUCCCUGCUGCUUUUUGUAUAGUGUAUUUGUAUAGUGAUAUUACAGCAGAUAGUUUCACAAAGCUGCUUUACUUUAUAAACGAGUAAACCAAAGGCUGCAGAAUUAGGAAGUCAGGCUUCAGAAGAUGGACGCUUGAGAGGAUUUUGGAAUUUUGCUCAUGAUAAUUAUAGUAUAAUAGCACCUGGAUCACAUCACACAAGAUCAGUAAAGAGUACUGAUUGCUGGAAAUGUACAGGGUAUUAGUAAUAAUUUUUUUAUGAGCGGAGCAGAAAACUGUUUUUAUCAAUCCCUCCUUUAAUCCUUUUUUUUUUAAAACCUAAUUUGAUCUUGUCAUUACAAUUUGAAUCAUUUUCAUUAGAAAAUAAGCCAUUUAUUUUACCUUUGGGCUGUACGUACAUGGGACUAAGCAAGUAUUAUUCAAGUAUUAUAAGUGAAUGUCAUUUUAUAUUACCGAGCAAUAACGGUAGAAAUGUUGAUGUCGCAUCAGUAUUAGAAAGUAAUAAAGUGUUAUGGUCCAAGAUUGUUCCUUUGACAGAGAGUGUUACAAUAUGUAUUGUACAUCUUACAAAGUGCUUGUGAGUUAGAGAAGCCCAUAUUUGGAAACGGUUCCAAUUCAGAUAUGCUGUUAAACCAUAUCUGGUGUAAUCAGGUUUGUUUAUCAUCUCAUUAGGUGGUCAUGAAGUGGAAAGAGUGUUAUGAUUUGCACUAGCCAACAUUGGUUUGGCUUUUUGCUAAUUUACCAUCUGCUUAUGUGAACUGGCACAAAAGAGUUGUGCAAUAUUUAGUCUCUUUUCAAUUCACAUCAGCAUACUGUGUGAUAUGUUUUAAAGACGCACAAACAUGUACGUGAGCAUGAAGGACUCAGGUAAUAUCCAAGAGCUGAGAAAAUGUAAUCCGUUUUUGUCCUCAUAGAGAAGUAGUCAGAUGAUUAUUAUUAUUAUUAUUAUUUAUUAUUAUUAUUUAUUAUUAUUAUUAUUAUUAUUAUUAUUAUUAUUAUUAUUAUUAUAUGAAUGUGUAUUGUCAAGUAUGGAAAUGUUGUUAAAUCUA
Molecule: messenger RNA, 3680 nt
Organism: Hemibagrus wyckioides
Lineage: Eukaryota; Metazoa; Chordata; Actinopteri; Siluriformes; Bagridae
Gene: aspg
Product: asparaginase homolog (S. cerevisiae)
Exons: 19
Coding region: 31-2058 (675 amino acids)
Biological process (GO): amino acid metabolic process
Molecular function (GO): protein binding; asparaginase activity
Source: RefSeq, a predicted model, not a curated record